AAACAAUGAUAAAGUCCAAAAAACAUUACACAAGAAAUAUUACAACUUAUUCUCACUUCAUUCUAUAUAUAACAUCUAACAUCCGUAAUUUAAACACAUUUCAUGAGGAAAAUUUUAAUAGAAAACACGUUUAUAAUUUUUAUUUCAAUAAAAUGGAUUUUACUGACAAAGUAGUACUUAUAACUGGAGCUUGUUCGGGUAUCGGUGCCGCUACUGCUCUAUAUUUAGCAAAACUGUCCGCUAAACUAGCACUUGCUGGGCAAAAUGAAAAAAACCUGUUAGAGACAGUCGCAAUGUGUGAAAAGGAAAAAGGUUUUAAGCCUUUAGCUAUUGUUGCGGAUAUUACGAAGGAAGCCGAUGUGGAAAGAAUUAUAAAAGAAACAUUAGAACACUUCAAGCAACUGGACGUGUUAGUGAAUAAUUGUGGAAUUUCUAAAAGUGGUGGAAUCAAAACUACAACUCUAGCAGCAUAUGAUAUUGUUAUGAAUACUAAUGUUCGAGGUACCUUCUAUCUAACAUCGUUAGCAGUACCACAUCUGAUAAAGACAAAAGGAAAUAUCGUUACAGUAUCUAGUGUAUCUUCAUCGAAGUCUGUACCAAAUAUAACAGUAUAUACAAUGUCAAAGGCUGCGUUGGAUCAGUUUACCAGAAAUCUCGCUGUAGAAUUAGGACCAGAUGGUGUGCGUGCAAACUGCGUCAAUCCAGGUUUAGUAGCAACUAAUUUACUUACUCGAAUGGGUUUUAAUGACGAUCAGUAUAAUGCAUAUUUUGAACAAAUGGUAAAGGAUACACCUUUGGGAAGAUUAACUGAACCCAAAGAUGUGGCUGCUUUAAUUAGUUUUCUAGCAAGUGAUCUAGCCAAAAGUAUUACCGGUGCCACACAUUCAAUCGACGCAGGAAGGUAUUUGUAAAACUGAAUGGAAAUACCCUUUCUGAUACAAGUUUAAUACAGUUACAGUUAACAAUACCUGAAUUAUAUAACAUGUAAAUAUAUACCAUUAAUAAACUUUUUUAUGUUCAAAAAAUGCUUUCCCUUGUAUUUAUGUAAACUUUCUUACUUUAACGAUGUAUCAAAAGUACAAGGUAUAACUAAUUACAUUCUAGUUAGCGUCCUAUAUUAUAUCAUAAUAAAUUUAUUAUAUAACCA
Pieris napi is the source of this 1147-nucleotide messenger RNA. Its product is annotated as 3-oxoacyl-[acyl-carrier-protein] reductase FabG-like. NCBI's taxonomy places the organism in Eukaryota, Metazoa, Arthropoda, Insecta, Lepidoptera, Pieridae. The coding region runs from base 6 to 911 and encodes 301 amino acids. The transcript has 2 exons. The record is from RefSeq and is a predicted model, not a curated record. Gene Ontology annotation, molecular function: oxidoreductase activity.